Molecule: messenger RNA, 348 nt
Organism: Echinococcus granulosus
Lineage: Eukaryota; Metazoa; Platyhelminthes; Cestoda; Cyclophyllidea; Taeniidae
Exons: 1
Coding region: 1-348 (115 amino acids)
Source: RefSeq, a predicted model, not a curated record
AUGCUCAUUCACGUUCGCCUUCACCAUCAUCCCAUCUCUUCUCUUCUUCCUUUCUUUCCUUCAAUUAGUGUGCGAUUGAAAACUGUUGGUGCACUGGGCAGCCAUGUUGUCAGUAAAGAGGGACACCACGAUGUCGCUUCCACUACCGGAUUCGUCUGCCUAGGUGACCAGUGUUCCCGUCAUUGCUGCGUCAAUGAGAAUUUGAUCCACGGAGAGAAGGCACUAAAACGAGGGCACCUGGAAGCUUGGCUGGAAGUGCAAGCAGACCACACGUUGUAUUGCGUGGAGUCGGAGGACAAAGUCUAUGUCGAUAGGGCUGCAAAGGCUUGUGAAGGUAACACCGAUUAA